AUGACUGUCUUGAAAUAUGAUGAUGAUGCACAUGCUUGCAAUGCUCAGACUGUUUCUUGUGCCCAGUCCCCACUUCCCCCAUCUUCACCACCCACAUAUGAGUCUGAUGACUCUGCCCAUCCUAAGAAGGGCAAAGGUAGGGCUAUAGAUGCCAAGGACAUUGAUGCUGCAAACCACAGUGACUGUGACACCCAACUCACAAACCUCAAGAAUGUUAAGGCUUCUCAUACCAAAAUUAAUGAGGCCAACCUCUUCCAUUCAUGGUAUUGGGCCACACAGCCCAAACCAGAUGGUGCUGAUCGAAAUUCAAUCAACAAUUUGAUUACGAAGGAGUACAACACCCUCAUGAUAGGCAUCCCCAAGGAUGACUUUGCAACAAGGAGGGAAAAGUUUAAAGCUGUCUAUGAGUGGAGUGAGAGCUCCUCUGCCAUACCAACUAAUCAAUCUGUCAAAUCUAUUGCAGCUAGAGUGGACAAUGCAAAGACACAAUUUUCUGGAUUGGUGGAGGUGUGGUCCAAACUCAAGGAUAUUGAGAUAGUUGGAGUGGUAAUGUAUGUUGGACAGGACCCUGCAGGAUAUCAAACUUCUGGCAUAUUUGGAGGCUCUGAGACAAUAAGAAACUUCAUCAAUGAAAAUGGCAUUGAUGUCCAGUCACUCAUGGAUAAGUAUACCACAAUUUUCAAGUGUCUCAGGAACAGUGAUGGUGCAGAUGCCAGGGUGGCUGGCACUGGUUCCAUUGGAGAUGUGGGUUCUGUGCUGGAACUACAUUGCUGUACAAAGGAGACUCUGAGAGACUGCAACCACAGAGUAUUUGGAAGCAUGAUGAAGGAGAAGAUGUUGGCUGCAUUGAGAGAUCUGCAUGUCACAUGUGGCAUUGAAGUCAGUGAUCCCCAGAAAGUUUCCUGGCACCAGCUUCUCAAGUUUUUGCAGAAGAGCCACCUCACUAUUGUCAACUGGACCCAUAGUGUAUCUCCACUGGGCCCUGCUUUCAAGUACAAGAAACUUAAGGCUGGCCCUUUUUGUCAACUUGUAGUACCUUACCUUUGGAGAAAACUGGGUCUUUUGUAUGACAGGCAAACCAAUGAUGAGGAAGAACAAGAUAGACUGGAUGAUGUGCUGGAAAUUGAGAUUAAGUGCUGGAAUGAAGAGGUCAUCAAUAUUUUGGAUGCUGACCCUUUGAAGGGUGAGAUCACACUCAUCAAAGCUACUGAUGGUACUGUUUUUCAGCAGAUCUCAGAUGAUCCAGAGUGGAAGAAGUCCCUCAAGGAAAUGGAUCACCAGCAGCAAGGCACAGAGGUCCUUCAACAGCCACAACCCUGA
Messenger RNA from Pisolithus orientalis, 1320 nucleotides. RefSeq lists its product as uncharacterized. NCBI's taxonomy places the organism in Eukaryota, Fungi, Basidiomycota, Agaricomycetes, Boletales, Pisolithaceae. The transcript is spliced from 9 exons. The coding region runs from base 1 to 1320 and encodes 439 amino acids. The record is from RefSeq and is a predicted model, not a curated record.